Molecule: messenger RNA, 1437 nt
Organism: Danio rerio (zebrafish)
Lineage: Eukaryota; Metazoa; Chordata; Actinopteri; Cypriniformes; Danionidae
Source: RefSeq, a predicted model, not a curated record
AAGAACAAGACACUGAGGGAAAGUUCUUCAUUUGACAGAUUCAUAGACUGUAAAUAUGUAUCUGCUAAAACUUUUUCUUGCCAUUCUGAUGCUGGCGGCAUUUACUGGAACAGCUUAUGGAUAUUACGACUAUACGAAGUUUGAAUGUAUCUACAGCACCAGUGAUUAUAGUGAUAUGGUGUACCUUGUAUCAUUGUCCUUCAAUAAAUUUGUGGAUAUUAAGUGCAACAGCACAGAGGUGAAGUGUGUAGGGUUCACUGAGCAGGGAGUGAAAUUUGCAGACAAUUUCAACAAAGACAAAGCAUUCCUGCAGAACCUGAAAGCUUCAGUGGACACAUUCUGCAGACAUAAUGCUGAGAUCAUUGACUCAGCUGUACGUGAUAAAGCAGUAAAACCGAAGGUAAUAAUGAAGUCAGUGAAGCAGGCUGAAGGCAGACAUCCAGCUAUGUUGCAGUGCAGUGCAUAUGAAUUCUACCCUAAAAAAAUCAAAAUGUACUGGCUCAGAGACAGUAAAGUGAUAACUUCAGAUGUGACCUCCACCAUGGAGAUGGCUAAUGGUAACUGGUACUAUCAGAUUCACUCUCACCUGGAAUACACCCCUAAAAAUGGAGAGAAGAUCCAGUGUGUGGUGGAGCACGCCAGCUCAACUCAACCUAUUACAAAAGAAUGGAAUCCCCAUAUCUCUGAGUCUGACAGGAAUAAAUUUGCCAUCGGAGCAUCUGGUCUGGUGCUGGGAAUCAUCAUAGCGAUUGCUGGACUCAUUUACUACAAGAAGAAAUCAACAGGGAGGAUCCUGGUACCAAACUGACAGCAGUGAGUCUAAUGUUACCUAAUGACUACUGAAAGAAGACCUGAUUGGACAACUGAUGAUUCUCUAUAACAGAUUUUUUUUAUACAUUCAACGUAUAAUGAUUUGAUUAUUUUUUUCUUUUUAAAAUUAAAUUUAUAAUAAAAAAAGAAAAGCAACAUCAAGCAUACUACAUGACUUGUAUUUAAGAAUCUCCAUGUAAUAUUGAUUGUGAUAAAAUAACAUGCUUUACAGAGAUUAUUUGUAGUUUAUAUUUUUGCUUGAGCUCAAAUAUGGAUAUGAAAAGUGAAUGAUAAUGUAAAAAGGUUUUCAGUAAAUACUUUUAUGCCAGUUUAGUUUAUAUACUAUUCUAAAACUAUUUGAAAUUUUGAUUUAAGUCUGAGCUCAUUCUGCAUAAAUGGUUUAAAAUGUGUCUUUUGCAUAGUAGAGAAUUCAGAUGAAGUACAAGCAUUUAGUCAUGGCUCUUUGCUGCCCCUUACUGGCAGUUUUCUAGUGUGAUUGCUUAAUUUAAUGAUUUUACUAAUACUACUGUUACUUACAGGAAAAACAUCCACAAAGCAUGCAACAUAUUGAGACAUUUUUUAAAUCUGUACAUUUUAGUUAAUAAUAAAUAUAACUUUACAAACUUA